CGGCACCCACCUUCGGCCCAUUUCAGCCAUUUCCUUCGGAACGCCGAUCCCAUCCCAAGCGUAGGCAACGCGGUAAUCGGUCCCGGGCGCCCCCGCCGCUCCGCGGAUUCCACCCUCCGCACGCUUCGUUCGUAUCCCCAAAACGAACCAUAAAACCGAAGCCCCAAGCGUGACGGCUCCCCAACCAUCCAACGGAGACCAGCUCUCCUCUUUCCCCAACCGAAAGCGCGACGAACGAGGCAUCCAUUACCCUCCCCGGUCGUCGAGGGCAUUUUCGUCAUUCCAUGCCCCUACUACCCCUUCCCCCCCGUCCGUCCCCGGACCCGGCGCGUCGUCUUGUAAUCAUCGUCUAAAAUUCCCUUUUUAUUUCCCGUCAAAUUCGAAACCCACCCUCUUCCCAUCCCAAAACCAACGGCCGCGAUGCACCUGCCGACGAGCCCAUCCGACACGCACCGCGUGGUCUCGACGCUGACGCCAGCACGAAACCCCCGCGCGCUAACGUCGGCGCCCGCACGCGUGCCCCCCGGCGACCGCCCGUACUCGCACAUGCGCCCCAACCCCCUUCCCAGCCGGCGCCCUUACCCCUUAUUCGUUUUCCCCACCGUCAAAACCGCCGACCCACCGAGCGAUAGGGAGAGGAAAUAUUAGGGCUGGCGAUAGAGAUCGAGAAUAGGUUUGGGAAUAGAGAAGAUCGGGCAUAGGAAUAGGAUGGAGGGGAGGGAGACGAAGCCGCCGCCUCCCAACCCGGCGAUGCCGUACCGGGAGGACUGCUGGAGCGAGGGAGCGACCGCGGCGCUCAUCGAGGCCUGGGGGGACCGCUACGUCGAGCUCAAUCGGGGAAACCUCCGACAGAAGCACUGGCAGGAGGUCGCCGACGCCGUCAACUCCCGGCGGGGCGCCGCGCGCCGCCCGCCGCGCACCGACGUCCAGUGCAAGAACCGGAUCGACACCCUGAAGAAAAAGUAUAAGACUGAGAAGACCAAGAUCGUCGAUGGCGCCGUCGAGAGCCAGUGGCCCUUCUACUCCCGUCUCGACGCCCUCAUCGGCGACUCCUUUCCCACCAAGAAACCGCCGCACCCGCCGUCGCCGCCUCUCGCCCUCCCCCUCACCUUCCACCGCAAGGGAUCCCCCCUCCCGGCGGCAGCGGCCGCUGCAGCCGCUGCCGCCGCCGCGGCGCGCCCUCUGGAUUCGAAGGAGAAGCGCCCCGCGGCCACCGCGCUCCCCGUGGACGACGCCUUCUUCCGGCGGAACUACUCCGCGGCGGCCGCGGCCGCCGCGGAGAGGGAGUCCGAGUCCUCCUCUUCGAGAUCCAGUGUGGAGAGGUCGAGGUCGAGCAGGGAAAGGCUUUCGAGGGGGUGGAAGAGGAGACGGGAAGGCUACGGAGAGGGAUUCCGGCAGCUGGCGAGGGCGAUCCGAAGGCUGGCGGAGAUCUACGAGAAGAUAGAAGAGGAGAAGCAGCAGCAGAUGAUCGAUCUCGAGAAGCAGCGGAUGGAGUUUGCCAAGGGGCUGGAGUUCCAAAGGAUGCAGAUUUUUGUGGAUUCCCAGGUCCAGCUGGAGAAGAUCAAGCGAUCCAAGCGAGUUGAUGCUGAGAGUUACCUAAGUUAAAUUUCUGGGGAGACUCAAAUUGGAUGGUGUUCCUUGGAGAUGACUUGAAGUUCAAUGGAAUGGUCUCGAUUGCCAACCUAAGUUUAAAGAUGCAAGUUGACAGUUCUAUAGCUGCGAGUCUGACAGCCUUGUAAGCUAAUAUGAGAUCUUUAGAUGAGUGGGACUUUAGGAGAAAGAAGUUGGUAGACUGUUGCUAGUAACUAUUGUCGGAAUUUGCUAUUUAAGCUUGGUAUGUUAUUGAGAUUGUGAACAUGCAAUGGCUUUCAAAACAUGCGAAACUUUGAAUGGUCAUGCUACUCUUUGUUAUCGUA
Phoenix dactylifera (date palm) is the source of this 1916-nucleotide messenger RNA. RefSeq names its product trihelix transcription factor ENAP1-like. Gene Ontology annotation, molecular function: transcription cis-regulatory region binding. Gene Ontology annotation, cellular component: nucleus. The record is from RefSeq and is a predicted model, not a curated record. NCBI's taxonomy places the organism in Eukaryota, Viridiplantae, Streptophyta, Magnoliopsida, Arecales, Arecaceae.